GGUUGCAGUUUCCGCUGCAGAUCUCGGAAGUAGUGUCUGAGUCAGUGUCCAGUACCCGGUUUCGGAUCCCUGUUGCCGCUGCCGUUGUCGCCGCCGAGAUGCCGCUGGAGAACCUGGAGGAGGAGGGUUUGCCCAAGAACCCCGACCUCCGCAUCGCGCAGCUUAAGUUCCUUCUCACCCACCCCGAGCACCGCGGGGACAGCCACAUCCGGGCCGAGCUCAUGGAGGCCAUCACCCGCAACAACAUGGCGCCGUAUUACGAGGGUCUUUGCAAACAGGUCGACUGGCAGACAGACACGGACUUGCUGAACAAAAUGAAGAAAGCCAACGAGGAGGAGCUGAAGAGGUUGGACGACGAACUCGAGGACGCUGAGAAGAACUUGGGCGAGAGCGAGAUCCGAGAUGCCAUGAUGGCGCGGGCUGAGUACCUGUGUAGGAUCGGCGACAAGGAGGGAGCUCUGACAGCUUUCAGAAAGACCUACGAUAAGACCGUGGCUCUGGGGCACCGCCUGGACAUAGUCUUCUACCUGUUGAGGAUUGGAUUAUUUUACAUGGACAGUGACCUCAUUACACGGAACACGGAGAAAGCCAGGAGCCUCAUCGAGGAAGGGGGUGAUUGGGACCGGAGGAACCGCUUGAAAGUGUACCAGGGCCUGUACUGCGUGGCCAUCAGAGACUUCAAGCAAGCAGCCGAACUCUUCCUCGAUACGGUGUCCACGUUUACGUCCUACGAGCUGAUGGAUUAUAAGACCUUUGUCACUUAUACAGUAUACGUUAGCAUGAUUGCCCUCGACCGGCCAGACCUAAGGGAGAAGGUUAUUAAAGGUGCAGAGAUCCUGGAAGUUCUGCACAGCUUACCCACAGUCCGCCAGUAUCUCUUCUCGCUGUAUGAAUGUCGCUACGGGGUUUUCUUCCAGUCUCUGGCAAUUGUUGAACAGGAAAUGAAAAAAGACUGGCUGUUUGCGCCUCAUUACCGUUACUACGUGCGGGAGAUGCGGAUCCAGGCGUACAGUCAGCUGUUGGAGUCCUACCGCUCGCUGACGCUGGGCUACAUGGCGGAGGCCUUCGGAGUUGGCGUGGAGUUCAUAGAUCAGGAACUUUCAAGGUUUAUUGCAGCUGGGAGACUUCAUUGCAAGAUAGAUAAGGUUAAUGAAAUUGUAGAGACAAACAGACCUGAUAGCAAAAACUGGCAAUAUCAAGAAACCAUAAAGAAAGGAGAUCUGUUACUGAAUCGCGUUCAGAAACUCUCCCGAGUAAUCAACAUGUGACCCUUCUCGCUUUUAUCGAGGGUGAAUGGAUCCAGGUGUAGAAGACCCCGUUAGGUUGUGUAUGAAUAU
Messenger RNA from Spea bombifrons (plains spadefoot toad), 1337 nucleotides. RefSeq names its product proteasome 26S subunit, non-ATPase 6 (gene PSMD6). NCBI's taxonomy places the organism in Eukaryota, Metazoa, Chordata, Amphibia, Anura, Pelobatidae. Gene Ontology annotation, molecular function: protein binding. Gene Ontology annotation, cellular component: proteasome regulatory particle. The record is from RefSeq and is a predicted model, not a curated record. The transcript has 8 exons. Gene Ontology annotation, biological process: proteasome-mediated ubiquitin-dependent protein catabolic process. The coding region runs from base 99 to 1268 and encodes 389 amino acids.